GAGUGAGAGAGGUGGUCUGUAGUGUAGCAUUCUUAUUACAAAGUAGUCUGUGUUUUUCAAUUAUUUGUUACCAGCAAAAGUGCUAAUUUGUGGGUCUUCAACAAAAAUUCAAUACUUUAAAACACAGAAUUUCAGUCUUUUAACUCCAAGUUUCACAAGAUUUGAGUCUUUUCUAGUUAGUUCUGAUAAUAUGUUUGUUGUUUCAUUGAUAUAUAUAUAUAUAUAUGAAUAAUAUCUUCUGAAGUUUUCAGUAUCUGGAGCAGUUAUCUGAAGUACUUCUACUACUCGAUCCUAUCAAAGAAGAAAGAUUUUGUUGUUGUUGUUAUGAAUAGUACUGAAAAGAAGGCGGCAAACGCCGUCGGAGGGAAAACAGCAAGAGCUUGUGACAGUUGCAUGUGUAAAAGGGCACGUUGGUAUUGUACAGCUGAUGAUGCGUUUCUAUGUCAGGCUUGUGAUGCUUCUGUUCAUUCCGCGAAUUCUUUAGCAAGAAGACAUGAAAGAGUUCGUCUCAAGACUGCAUCUAUGAAGCCAACGAGUAAUACUAAUGGUAGGAGUAAUAAUAAUAAAAACUUGGUGGUGGAGAUUAAUUCUUCUUUACCAACAUGGCAUCAAGGGUUCCGUCGUAAAGCUCGAACACCUCGACAUGGGAAGCCGAUGUCUCAGCAGCAACAACAUCAACAAGCACCUAAGGCCGAGGAAGAACCAAUUGAUCAUCUUCUGAUGAUGAAUAAUAACGUUAACAGUAAUCUUCCUCUUGUGCCUGAGCUUGGUAGUGAUGAAACAUCUCCGGAUGAAAAUGAAGAGCAGCUGCUUUACCGUGUUCCUAUAUUCGAUCCUUUCGUUGAAGAAUUUUGUUCAUCUGUAAUGUCUAACGAAGUGGUUGCUACACCGACUAAUAAUACUAAUGAAGUCGGUACAAAUAUAGGAAACAUUAAUUCGUCGAAAAUACAGUUACAAGAAUAUGAGCAUGUAGCGUCUGAUCAUUAUGAAAGCCUGUCGGGUCUGAAUCUGCCAUCUGAUUUGGAUCUAACAGAAUUUGCUGCUGAUGUAGAGACCUUGCUCGGAAGAGGACUCGAUGAGGACUCGUACGGAAUGGAAGGCUUAGGUCUGUUGGAGUCUAAAGAGGAAGACUAUUGCUGUUUUGGAAGCAAUGGAAGGGUGAAGGAGGAAGAAGAUGAUGAGGAGCUAGAAACUUCUGUAGCAUGUCAUAUGGACACGGAAUUCGAUCUUUCAAGAGAGACUUUGGAUUUGAAUUUUGAUUACGAGUCACCUACAACUGGAGAGGAAGAAGAGGACAUGAAGGUAGUUCAUAAUCCGAUUGCUCCUAUGAUGAUGAACGAUGGAGUACAUAACAAAGUUGUUGAGACGCCAAAGGCCAUACCGUUGAGGCUUAACUAUGAAGCAGUUAUCUCUGCUUGGGCUGCGCAGGGUUCACCUUGGACAACCGGAGGUCGGCCACCGAGCAACCAUGAUGAUUACUGGCCCGAGUAUCUGGGUACGUCUCGCAAUACAGAGGUUCAUCACCAUGGCUACGGAGACGUAGGAGGUGGAGGAGCAGCAGGAGGAGGCCACGCGGGAAUGAGUGGUGGUGAUGGAGGAAGAGAAGCUAGAGUGUCAAGAUAUAGAGAGAAACGAAGAACACGAUUGUUCUCUAAGAAGAUACGAUACGAAGUUCGGAAAUUGAAUGCUGAAAAGAGACCUAGAAUGAAAGGAAGGUUUGUCAAGAGGACAUCAUCAUCCUUCAUGGCAAAUUCAGUUGGUACUGAUUUAUCAUUUUGAUGAUUAUGAACUUUUCCUGCAGCUAGCUAUAGCUAGUUAACUGUAAUUUACCAACAACACUGAAAGGCAGACAGACUGUUAGUAUGCAUGUACCUAUGAGAUUUAGUUUCUAGUUCUAGUAUAUAGGGUAAUAUUUGAAUAUUGUUUCAUGCUUGCAUGCAUGUUUUUGCUUGUUUCAGGUUUAAGGAUAAUUAAACACUGAAAUGAGUUAGGGCUUCUUUUUAUUUCCAGCUCUCUUAUCUCCUCUUGUACAUUAAAUUUUGAAAAUAAAUGCAAUCAAUCGGUUGCCUUUGCAAA
This is a messenger RNA of Papaver somniferum (opium poppy), 2076 nucleotides long. RefSeq names its product zinc finger protein CONSTANS-LIKE 16-like. Gene Ontology annotation, cellular component: nucleus. The record is from RefSeq and is a predicted model, not a curated record. Gene Ontology annotation, molecular function: protein binding; zinc ion binding. The transcript is spliced from 2 exons. Gene Ontology annotation, biological process: regulation of DNA-templated transcription. NCBI's taxonomy places the organism in Eukaryota, Viridiplantae, Streptophyta, Magnoliopsida, Ranunculales, Papaveraceae. The coding region runs from base 325 to 1779 and encodes 484 amino acids.